Molecule: messenger RNA, 835 nt
Organism: Thalassophryne amazonica
Lineage: Eukaryota; Metazoa; Chordata; Actinopteri; Batrachoidiformes; Batrachoididae
Product: SID1 transmembrane family member 2-like
Exons: 6
Coding region: 93-488 (131 amino acids)
Cellular component (GO): membrane
Source: RefSeq, a predicted model, not a curated record
UCAUAUCUGUAUGCUUUGUCUCAGACUCCGGGAUUCUACGCAGGAUAAUAUAUGUCAUCUACACAGACUGCAUUAGACAAUGCAGUGGACCAAUGUACAUUGACCGGAUGGUGCUGCUUGUAAUGGGUAACAUUGUCAACUGGUCUCUGGCUGCUUACGGUCUCAUAGAGAGACCCAACGACUUUGCCUCCUACCUGCUGGCCAUUGCCAUCUGCAACUUGCUGCUUUACUUUGCCUUCUAUAUCAUUAUGAAGCUGCGGAGUGGUGAACGGAUCCAGUGUCUGGCACUGGUGUGUAUCAUCUUCACAGCUGUGGUGUGGGGAUUUGCACUUUAUUUUUUCUUCCAGGGUCUCAGCACCUGGCAGAAAACUCCAGCUGAGUCUCGUGAGCACAACAGGGACUGUAUUCUGCUGUCAUUCUUUGACGACCAUGACAUUUGGCAUUCCUCUCCUCCAUUGCCAUGUUUGGAUCCUUCCUGGUCCUCCUGACCAUGGACGAUGACCUUGACACUGUCCAGAGAGACAAAAUCUAUGUCUUCUAGAGGUGCCAGAUCUUCUGUCAUCAAAGCAGCUCGUCUCCUCUGCCUUAUUUUUUUUUUCCGUCCUGAAUAAGCACAGCCAGCAGCCUGUUUACCAGGCUGGAUAGUGAGUGAGUUUCAUCCACUUGCAGGCAGUAAAGAAAGGGCAGCAGUUGGAUGUCCCUCCCUCUACCAGUAUGGACACUAAUGUGCCAAGCAGAAGUUGGGUCAAGCUCUGUUGAUGCUGAAACUUGUCUUCUCGCUGCUGUUGAUAUAACUGUUGUAAUUGAUGUUUACUUAUCAUUGAUGAUGUUAUAC